GUUUUAGAAGAUGGAAGACACUCUUAUUACUUGGAUGGUAAAAAGCCCAGCGAGUCAAACUGGAUGAGAUUUGUGAACUGUUCUCGGUCUGAGGAUGAGCAGAGUGUGACAGCCUACCAGUAUAAGGGUGAAAUCUAUUUCAGGGCUCACAGGCACAUCUUUGCUGGCAACGAGAUUCUA
This is a messenger RNA of Candidula unifasciata, 180 nucleotides long. NCBI's taxonomy places the organism in Eukaryota, Metazoa, Mollusca, Gastropoda, Stylommatophora, Geomitridae. The record is from the annotation of a GenBank genome assembly.